Solenopsis invicta (red fire ant) is the source of this 2374-nucleotide messenger RNA. RefSeq names its product kynurenine/alpha-aminoadipate aminotransferase, mitochondrial. Gene Ontology annotation, molecular function: L-kynurenine:2-oxoglutarate transaminase activity; pyridoxal phosphate binding. Gene Ontology annotation, biological process: biosynthetic process. Lineage: Eukaryota; Metazoa; Arthropoda; Insecta; Hymenoptera; Formicidae. The transcript is spliced from 8 exons. Bases 358 to 1635 code for a protein of 425 amino acids. The record is from RefSeq and is a predicted model, not a curated record.
GGCAUAGCCGAGAGCGCUGUCAGUGUUGUUGAGGGUAACAGAAGCGUUCACUUUGGAAGGAGGUGUUCUUGACGAGUCUGUCUGGCCCGUGUGUUUGCUUUCCGAGAAACGAUAUUAAUACAGAGAGAAGACGAGAGCUACGGACAAAGUGGCCAUUUAGACCUUCCAAAUUGUGGUUAAUAUCGCUGAUAAAUAACAACCAAUUUGUUAUUAAUAGUACUGUGUUUAACUGUGAUUUUGUGUCGGAAAGUAAACAGCAACGUCUUUGAAUUUACGCGGGUGAUCGAUAAUUCAUUAAUUCGAAGCUAUAGAUUUAUCGAAGAUUUAUCUGACGAGUGCAUACGUUAGAGCAGAAAAAUGGAUUAUUCUUAUUUUAUUUCGGAAGUCGCUAAACGUAGACGACCUGCCACAACGCGGGAAUUAACUAAAAUAGCGUACUCCGCGCCAAAAGACACUAUUUCCUUAGCAGAAGGAAUGCCGAAUGAACAAAUGUUCCCAUUCAUAGAAAUCUCGACGACGCUCAGCGAUGGUUCCUCUUUCGCUCUCGAUAAGGACGAGUUAGCUGCUGCUCUCCAGUAUAUACCCACGCAAGGCUACCCUCCUCUUUUGCAGGCCCUGAGGGAAUUCCAGAGAAGGGCACACGCGCCACCCUUAUGGGAGAGCCGCGACAUAGUCAUCGUUUCGGGGUCUCAGGACGGGCUUAGUAAGGUUCUGGAGGCUAUAAUCGGCAUUGGUGAUCCGCUUUUAGUCCCCGACCCCUUCUAUCCUGGCGUCGAAGUUGUGGUAGCACCUCACAAAGCGGAGCUUAUAGCGAUCCCGCAAGACGACGAUGGCCCUAUCCCGGAAAUACUCCGGGAAAUUUUGAGAAACCGGCUCCUUUCCGGUCAAAAAAUGCCGAAAAUAAUGUAUAUAAAUGCUACCGGCACGAACCCUACUGGCAUCAUUAUUCCCCUGGAAAGACGAAAAGAGAUCUACAGGAUAGCCUGUGAAUAUAAUUUCUUGAUCCUUGAUGACGAUCCCUAUCAUUUCAUGCAUUUCGACAAGGAAGAGCCCAAGUCCUUUUUAUCGCUUGAUACGGAAGGUCGAGUAAUUAGGUUGGAUUCAUUCUCAAAAGUGAUCAGUAGUGGCCUCAGAGUAGGUUUUAUGACUGCCGCGGCUCCACUGGUAGCCUGCGUAGAACUCCAUUUACAGAGCAGUCACCUCCAUGCUCCUACUUUAUCGCAGGUGAUGAUAUACAUGCUGUUGAAAACUUGGGGUUACGACGGCCUGAUGAGCCAUUUCACGAGAUUAAGACGCUUCUAUAAGAAACGAAGGGAUUUUAUCUCAAAGUUGGCACGCGAGCAUUUGAACGGUCUGGUGGAAUUUAGUGUACCAAGGGGUGGAUUCUUUUUAUGGAUCAAAGUACCGGAAAUCAAAAACACAUGGAAGAUGAUAAUGCAGCGGGGCAUAAUAGAAGGUGUUAUUAUGACGCCAGGAGCUGCAUUUAUGGUAGAUCCCACGAAACCCUGUAACGCCAUCAGGGCAAGUUUCACCAAAGCUUCCUACGAGGAAAUGGAACUGGCAAUGAAACGAUUGGCUCAACUGAUCCGGGCUGAGUUAGAUCUCGAAAACUACAUUGAAAAUGUUGACACGUGAUAGUAUAUAUGUACAUAUAUUAUUAACAAAAUAAUAUGUUUGUACAUGACUACACGGUUCACAUACUGCAGCUAACGGAUAUCAGUUAGUAGUAAAAUAGAGAGAUAAAUCUGGAAAGAUAUUAUCAAUUAAGUGAAGUAUUAAUGCUAUAAAAGAAGAUCGAACAAAAUAUCGAUAGAAUUGGGCAAGUUAUGUUAGAUCAAAAUAAAUUUUAUGUACCUUCAUCGUUCAUAGAACGUAGAACGUAGAACGUAGUCUCGAGUUUUGAUAACAGAGGACAUUGCAUCACUAAAAUACUAGUUACUUUGCGAAUUAAGUUUUAAUAGCAGUUAAAAUUUUAAAAACUUGUAAUUUUUAUAUAACUAGUUUUUAGAAGAUAUUGAUAUUUAUAGGCAUAUUUUAUUUUUACUGAUGAUAAAAAGAAUGUUUCCCACGUUUUUUUUAUAACAACAUGCACGGUUGUAACAUGGUGUGACAAUAGCUCGACAGCGUGGCAUUAAUCUCAUGAAAUUUUGACAAAUGCGCAUUAUUAAGUAUAUUAAAUUAAAAAAAUCAACGGAUUAAUUUAAUACAUUAAAUCCUCUUAAAUUUCUAGUACGUUGUAUCGCCACAUUCACAGUAAAUUGCUUUUAUCUUUCUAUUUAAAUUUUUGUAGUGAAACGAAACUAAUUAUUUAAUAAUAUCUUUUGUUAAUUUUUUAAACAUUUUAUUGUACAUUAAAUUUUUUCUCUCCUCAACA